This is a messenger RNA of Megalops cyprinoides (Indo-Pacific tarpon), 954 nucleotides long. RefSeq names its product odorant receptor 131-2-like. Gene Ontology annotation, cellular component: membrane. The transcript has a single exon. Lineage: Eukaryota; Metazoa; Chordata; Actinopteri; Elopiformes; Megalopidae. The record is from RefSeq and is a predicted model, not a curated record. Gene Ontology annotation, biological process: G protein-coupled receptor signaling pathway. The coding region runs from base 1 to 954 and encodes 317 amino acids. Gene Ontology annotation, molecular function: G protein-coupled receptor activity.
AUGGCUACUAACAGCACAGCACAGAAUGGCAGUAUUGGCAGCAUCCCCGCACAGCGGAAGGUGAACGAGCAGGUGCUCUUAGUGCAGGUGUUGGUAGGCAUUUUCCUCUACAUAAACUCCAUCAUGAUCUUUACCUUCUGCAAGAAGGAGGCCUUCCGCACCAACAGCCGCUACAUCCUCUUCGCGCACAUCCUGGUUUGUGACUGCAUAUUUCUAGUGAUUAGCAACGUCCUCUUUCUCCUGAGCUACUUCCGCAUCCUGAUGCCUGUUGGAUUGUGCUUGCUCAUCUGUGCGGUUGUGCUCAUUGUCCAGCUCUGUACACCUCUGACCCUCACCGUGAUGAGCCUGGAGCGCUAUGUGGCCAUCUGCAUGCCUCUGAGACAUGCUGAAAUUUCCACCCCAUCCAGAGCCUUUCUCACCAUCAUUGUCAUCCAUGCUCUCAGCUACAUAAGAGUCAUGACCUCCUUCUCUGCAUUCAUGGCUACUGUCCCACUCAGUUUCUACAGCACUGACAAGGCGUGCAGUGUGGAGAUAAUCAUAAUCCUCGAGUGGCAGGGUCACCUCAGAUCAGCCAUUUCUCAGCUCUACUUCCUGGUCAUGUCCAGCAUCAUCAUGUUCACAUACGUCAAAAUCAUGGCAGUCGCCAAGGUGGCUUCAGCAGACAAUAAGAAAUCCGCCUCCAAGGGCCUCAAAACAGUCCUCCUUCAUGCCAUCCAGCUGUUCCUCUGUUUGAUUCAGUUGUGGUGCCCGUUCAUAGAGAUGGCUGUAAUGGAGGUCGAUCUGAGUCUGUUCUUAAAUCUGAGAUAUGCUGACUACAUCAUGUUUAAUCUUGCUCCACGAUGUCUCAUUCCACUGGUGUAUGGUUUAAGGGAUGAUAAAUUUGUCUCGGUUAUGAAAUAUUAUUUGCUUUUUGGACUGAGUAAGAAAAUAUCCCCUGUCGUUGCAGACCAGUAA